CUAAAACGUAGUUCAGACAUUUUGGUGAAACUGAGUUUCAAUAUUUCUCUGCAGGGAUUUGCUAUGGCCGCCUCAUACCCAAUGCUCGGUGCGAUUGUCUCGAACUGGUCGACGAUAAAAGGAAGUGGAAUGUACACAGCGUGGAUGUCCUGUAAUCUACAGUUUGGACUUGAUUCUUGGUUACAGUUUGGUUGCAUAAUCGCAUUACCAGUAUCUGGUGCUUUCUGUGUUUCACCGGUUGGAUGGCGAGGUGCAUAUUAUACGCUUGGUGGUCUGACCAUUAUCUCAUACGCCAUUUUCUAUUUGUUCUUCCGUGAUUCUCCAAGAAUCCACAGAUUCGUAAGCGCCAAGGAAUUGGAAUGGAUCGAAGAAGAUAAAACGGGCAUUCGUGAAAAGAAGUUGGAACCAGUUCCGUAUAAGGCAAUUCUGAAGAGUCUGCCCAUUUGGGGUGUGUGGAUUUGCUGCACGGGUGCCACUUUUGGCUAUCAAAUAUUCGUGCAGUAUGGUCCAAUUUAUCUGAAUAAGGUGUUGCACUUCAAAAUUGAGAACACUGGCUUCAUGACCGCGUUUGCGAAUAUUGUCGCCGUUAUUGUCAAGGUUCUCGGAGGACCAAUCAGUGAUCUGGCAACAUGUGUGUCGGCGAAGAAUCGAGUGAGAUUAUUCACACUCCUUUCACAAGGAACAAUGGCAUUGUCUUUCGUUGUGCUGGCGUUAGUGCCACCAAGUUUAGUGGGACUUGCUCAGGUUGCAUACACAGCUGCAGUUGCAUUCAGUGGUCUUAUGUGGGUUGGACCUGUGAAAAGUGGUGCUAUGGUUUCAAUGCAACACUCACAUUUCGUCUUUUUGGUCACGCAAUUCAUCAACAGCGUUGGUAUCAUUGUAUUACCACCAUUCGUCAACGGAAUUGCACCCGAUAACACUCCGCAGCAAUGGGCAAUCAUAUUGUUUUCAAUUUGUGGAGCGGUGAUCGUGUGCACAGCGUUUUUCACGUUUACUGGUGAAGCUGAACCUGCAUGGUGGACGAAGCCAGACGCGAAAUUGCAUCAUCAUCAUAAUCGACAAAAGAAUACCGUUGCAUUCGAAGAUCAAAUCGGUCAUGCACAGCCGUGCUGA
Anisakis simplex (herring worm) is the source of this 1113-nucleotide messenger RNA. The record is from the annotation of a GenBank genome assembly. Lineage: Eukaryota; Metazoa; Nematoda; Chromadorea; Rhabditida; Anisakidae.